Messenger RNA from Sphaeroforma arctica JP610, 1212 nucleotides. RefSeq lists its product as hypothetical. Lineage: Eukaryota; Ichthyosporea; Ichthyophonida. The coding region runs from base 1 to 1212 and encodes 403 amino acids. The transcript is spliced from 3 exons. The record is from RefSeq and is a predicted model, not a curated record. Gene Ontology annotation, molecular function: helicase activity.
AUGGCGGCCUGGAAGCAUGAAGAUCUCAGCAUCAUGUAUCUGAUGCUGAGCAAGUUCCACCCCGAAGUCGGACGCGUGCAUCAGAUAGACAUUGCUGACAUACCCAGCACGUUCCCGGAGGGGUGGAAACAGUAUCUGUCUGCCUUUCGUGUACCGUAUCAAGAGUUUGUGCUCGCUCAGCUUGUGCAGCGAUGUGAGUAUAUGCGCUUAGUGUAUCACACGGUGCAGGACUUUGACAUCAUUAGUAGCACCACCAAAUCGGUUGUGCCGUCUAUAUGGGACGACAACGACAGAGUGGAAGCCGAUUAUAACGCUGUGAGAGUGGUAUUUAAAGAGGAGUUUAAGCCCAAUGUUAGACAACAGUCCAGGAUUAUCUACUGUUACGAGGCUAUGGCAUGGAAUUUGAGUGGAAAAGGCCUGGAAGAAUAUUCACUUGCACAUGAUAUUCCCAGUCUGCCUGCAUCACCCCCAGCAACUAUUCUGAGUAGUAUCUCGAAUCACCCUUCUAUGCCAGGCGAUUGCGUCAUAGCGAAUGUCGAUUAUGUUGCGCCAGCCGGACGAGUCCUGAAUUCGCUCAAGUACGAUGAAUCCAAAGAACAGGUUCAGCAGCCGUUGCAGGAUAUCAUCUUGAUGGGGACACCACCACAGCCACUGAAGCCACCAACCCCAGCAAGAGAAUCCGAAAGUGCCAAAGGCCUUGAACGGGCGCUGAGCGCGCUCUAUGCGGGGUUUAACGACAAGCAAACCGCAAUCGUACACAAAGCUAUGUUCAGCUGUGCUAGAGGGCCGAGUGUUUCGCUGGUGAAUGGCCCACCCGGGACUGGUAAGACUAUGAUGUUGGCGUCUUUGGUACUCGUACUGGCCAUGUCGAAUCCUGACAAGAACAUCCUGGUCACGGCACCAAGCACGUCAGCAUUACAAUCCAUCACAUUAGAACUCUUCAAGCGCUUAACUCAGCUGCUGAUAGAUGUGCCCUUGUUUAAGAAGAAUAUAGUUUACCACAACGUUACGUACUUCAGUACAAGUCAUGCCUACCAGAAGCUAGCGGAGGAGAUCCAACCUUACACGGAUAGACAGAGAACGCUAACUUUCACGAACAAGUUACAUUCCCUGUGCAAGGAGACAGAGCAGUCUAUCAGAGAUGCAGCUGCGUACGCGCGCGACCGAAAUUUGCCAGAGAGCUCAAAACGAGAGUGCCGAGUCGCUGCUUGA